AUGAAGGGGAUUGUCAAAUUGCCACCGGAUUCGAGUUUACCAAGAAAAUUAUGGAACUCUUCUUUAUGUUGUGGCGACAAUCCUGUGACUACUCGUGGUCGUCGCUUACAGAUACUAAAAAUGCUGCUACUUGUCUGUAUACCGUGUAUCGUCCUAAUGGUACAAGCCAGUUUUUCCUUUUCUACGGAAUUAAAUAAAAGAUAUGCAACAGAAGCAAUUCGAAAAAAUAUCAACUGUAGCUUGACAUAUGCAUCAUUAGUUGAUCGAUUACAAUAUGAAAUUGGUUUAACGACAUUUACUAUUGGUUCAAAUCAUACUUCUGGCAGCAGUCAACAAUUAGAAAUGGCUAGGCAAUUAACCGAUAUGGAAAUUGAUACGGUAGCCUGGCCGAAAAAUACCAGUGUUUCUGGAUAUACGACGCAUUCAGAAUUUGCACAGCAACUUCGACAACGACGACAACAAGUCGAUAAUGGUACUGCCAAUAUCAAAGAACAAAUGGAGUUCUACGCUAGAUCGGACCAGAUAUUUUUAGAUUGGUUAUCGAAAACUGUCCAAAGUGCCAAUGAUAGUAAUUUAUGGAAAAUUUUAGUUGGCUAUCAAAUGCUAUCAUACGGUAAAGAAGAGAAAAGCUUAGAGCGUACCAUUGGUAUUCUAUACUAUCUUCAGGGCUAUUUAAAUACAGAUGAACAUUUAUUCUUUAUCGAAAAAUCAUCUAAAGGUAAAACAUACUUGAAUAUUUCAAAGCAGUAUUCACCAAUUAUUCGCACGAGAUUCAAUAUCACCGAUGGAAUCAAUGAAGUAAGUAGACAAUCAACUGAUCUUCAAACCCAACAGCAGUCCGUUUUAUUCAACGAAAGGCUUAUCGUACACGAUGAUGCUAAAGCUAGUUUAUGGUUUUUCAAUAUGUCAGCGUACAUGAAUGAUUUAUACAUGAUUCAGACACAAGUUGGACAUCAAAUUAUUAAUGAUGCGAUCAUGAUCAAUCGAGUAGCCGAUGUUGAUCUAGCCUUAUCAGCAUUUUUACUUGUGGUUGUAUUAUUUACAUGUCCUAUUUUAGUUUAUUUGAUUUCUCGACUAACGACUAAUAUGCAGCUAUUCGCCAAACAAUUAGCCGACAAAACCGGUGAAUUAGAAUACGAACGAAAACGCACCGAUGAUUUAUUGCAUCAGAUGUUACCACCGCCAGUUGUAAAACGACUGAAACAAGGAAAGCCGGUCUUAGCCGAAACUUUUGAAGAUGCUACUAUAUUUUUCAGUGAUAUCGUUGGUUUUACCUACAUAUGUCAUAGUAGUUCAGCUUUAGAAGUUGUUGAUAUGCUAAAUUUGUUAUAUGGAGUCUUUGACGCAAAGAUUGAAACUUUCGACGUUUACAAGAUUGAAACUAUUGGCGAUGCUUAUAUGGUUGUUUCUGGUGUGCCGAAACGAUUAGAUAACCGAUUACACGCCAAAGAAAUAGCCGACAUGGCGCUAGAAUUACUAAAAGCAGUCAAGGACAUGAGAGUGCCGCAUAUGAAAGACUUCAAGAUUCACCUUCGAGCUGGAAUACACACAGGUCCAUGUGCUGCCGGAGUAGUCGGAUGCAAGAUGCCUAGAUAUUGUUUAUUUGGAGAUACAGUCAACACAGCAUCCAGGAUGGAAUCAAACGGCCAAGCUUCGAGAAUUCAUAUAAGUAAAGUAGCAUUUGAUGCUCUUGAAUAUAUUGGUGGAUACGAAACGAAAUCAAGAGGAUCCUUGAAUAUUAAGGGUUUAGGUGAGAUGGAAACAUUCUGGCUUUUAGGAAAAUUAGGAAGUAUUUAA
Messenger RNA from Trichoplax adhaerens, 1797 nucleotides. RefSeq lists its product as uncharacterized. NCBI's taxonomy places the organism in Eukaryota, Metazoa, Placozoa, Uniplacotomia, Trichoplacea, Trichoplacidae. Gene Ontology annotation, molecular function: peptide receptor activity; guanylate cyclase activity. Bases 1 to 1797 code for a protein of 598 amino acids. The record is from RefSeq and is a predicted model, not a curated record. Gene Ontology annotation, biological process: cGMP biosynthetic process; intracellular signal transduction; receptor guanylyl cyclase signaling pathway. The transcript is spliced from 4 exons.